This is a messenger RNA of Trichobilharzia szidati, 4096 nucleotides long. NCBI's taxonomy places the organism in Eukaryota, Metazoa, Platyhelminthes, Trematoda, Strigeidida, Schistosomatidae. The record is from the annotation of a GenBank genome assembly.
AUGGCGGUUGUUGCGCAUAAGGAGCUUUCGCCUACAAGGUUUAUUGAUGGGAUAGAUGUAAAUAGUGAAGAUUAUAUACGAGAAUUAUUAAGACCACCGGAUAUCAAGGAAGAUGUUAAGUUAAUGCAAGAGCGAAGUCGAGUUUCUCUUAUAUUGAGGUCCGCGUACUUCCGCAAAGAGUUGGAAAAAAUUGUGGCGUCGUCUCUCAAAUCUGGUUGCCUGAACGCCAACGUUAUCGCACUCAAGCAAAUCAUCGACUACUUGACGCCACAAACACGUCUUGGAUCUUCUGCCUUCACGAGGGGUGCUACCGUUCCUGUGGUACCAAUUAAUGAUUUACGCACUGUCCAACUGGGUAGCUACGUUAAAGGAGAGCGCCUCACACGAUGCAAGUUAGCAUCUGUUUAUCGAUUAGUUGAUAUUUUUGGAUGGAAUACAGGAAUCAAUAAUCAUAUUACGGCUCGUAUUGCCCGGGACACUGAUGAAUACCUUAUAAAUCCCAUUGGUUUACUAUACAAUGAAGUCACUGCGUCUUCUCUUGUAAAAAUCAACCUUGAAGGAUCUGUUUUAGUUGAAAGUUGUGUUAAUUUGGGCAUCGAUAAGCAGAGUUGGAUGUUACAUGCAGCUGUUCAUAGUGCUAGACCAGAUGUCAGAUGCAUUAUUCAUCUAAGUACUCCAGCUGCGGUUGCAGUCUCAUGUACAAAUGCAGGUCUUCUGCCAAUUAGUCAAGAGGCUAUGAUUUUGGGCGAAACAGCUGUUUAUGAUCCUUUGGUUACUAUGACUAAUAUUCAGCAAAAUGGAGAAGAAGGUGUCGACAGCCGUAAACAUCGUCAAUUUAAGGCACAAGAAGCAGAAAUUGCCCGGAUAUUUUCAGAAAAAUCUACUAAUUGUAUGGUUCUAUUGGUACGUAGUUAUGGUCUAUUGGCAAUGGGACAGUCAAUCGAGGAGGCAUGGUUCACUGCUUACACGUCUAUGUUAGCUUGUGAAGCCCAGUUACGUUUGGCCAGUAUUAGUUUGGAUGAAUUGGUUAUGCCUACUAAAGAAGCACAAGAGGCCGCACAUUCAAUAGGUCGUACUCCUAGUGCUGUUCAGCUCCGAGCUGGUGAAGUUACUGGCAGUUCAGGAUGGAGACGUGGUGAACUUGAAUUUGAAGCAUUGAUGCGUAGAUUGGAUGCUGCUGGAUAUCGUACAGGCUAUGUAUAUCGGUUAAGUCAAAUUCGUCAGGGAUCAACUGUUGUAUCAACUCUUCAACGUCAACCUGGUGAUUUUGUGGAUUCAACGGUUCAGCAAUCAGUAAUGUCUCCUCGUGAUGCAGCUGCUCAUGUCCGUCGCGCAGCUAGUCUUGGUCGUGGUCUUCGUGGUCUCAAAGAUGUAGAGAUACCACCUACAGUAUCAUCUUUUGCAACAUCUUACUACGGAGACGAGGAGAGUAGGGCUGCAGCCGCGGCGGAAAUGAAAGCCAAAACACUUUCACUCUCACGUGCACAUUGGUUGAGUACACCGAAUGCAUAUCUACGUGAAGAGAUUGAAGAGAUAGGAACUCCGAAUCCUAAAAAGAUUACACAUUGGACAGAAGGAACAGAUGAUAAUAAAAAUCGUACCGGUGGAGUAUCUAUGCCAUUAGUUGAUCCUAAUCAGUUUGCUCUACAAGGUUCUGAUCCGCAGGAGUUUAAAAAUCAACAGAGAAAGGUGAAAGAUAAGUAUUACAAAGAUGUUAGAUCUGCUGGACCAAAAUCCCGAAUUUUACAAGGUAUUGAUAUAGAUGAUGAAGGGGAUGAAACGGAUGGUACUGUCUCACCGAAAAUGGUCAGUCCCAAAGGCACAUUGCUUCGUUUAGAUCCUUCUAAUCCUCCGUCUCUUGAACCUGGACAUGUUGUUGUAGUUGGUGCUGCUAGUAAGGGCAUUAUUCAUCGCAACCAACGACAUAAUGCUGGGGUUUAUCAAUCUGUCUACUCACCGAAUCCUUUCGAUAGGAUGACCGAUGAAGAUCUUGAGCGUUAUAAGGAGAAUAUUGAACGUAAGGCGAAAGGUUUGCCUUCAUUGGAGGAGGAAGAAGCAAGAGCUCGUAUAGAAGAAGCUCGGCAUGCUGCAGAAGUGGCUCGGGAGGCGAUGGAGGCAGCUUCUCGUAUGACGGCUGGACAAAAGUUAAAUGGUCUUCAUUUAGGAAGCUGUUGCAAAUAUCGUGCACCAACAGUAACUGCAGAUUAUAAUAGUACACUGGCUGAUUUAAGUACAAGUGUUUUCUGUUCAAGUACAACAUCUUGUUUAACCGAUAAUAAUGAUAAACCAUUCAUGAUGAACUCUUAUCCUGAAAACAUGUUCAAUAAUGGCAAUGUAAAUUCAUCAGAAUAUUUCUGUUCCCUUAACAGUUCAAGUCUGGAGACCUUAUCAAGUAGUGUUUUACCAUUAUCAUCUGCAACCGGUGUAUCAGAUGCAUUCUUAUCUAAUACUAGAAGUAAAUCGUGUCUUCGACGUCGAAGUGCUCGUCGUUUUUGGCACUGGCCUCAUCGAAUUACUACAAAAUCAGGAAAUUAUAGUCUUAUUAAACCAAUCCAGUCUCUCGAUGUUGUUGACUCUGGAAUUAAUAAAGUAGAAUUAGGCUAUUCUAAAUUUUUUCAGAGAUUUACAGCCCCUUUACUGGAAGGGAACAGCAAUAAUACUUCUUUUGACACGAGGUCACCAAGUCGAUUAUUCUCUCCAACAGUGUUUGAGAAAUCUUGGAAUUUCAUAUCAUCUGAAGGUAUUGAUAACACUAGUGCUUCAUUAAAAACAAUUACUCAUCCAGAGAUGUGUACAAGUAACUUUGUUGAGGUGUUUAUUUUUGUUUUCGUUGGUACACGUUAGUGUUGGAAAUCUUUAUAUACACGAGGCGGCAGCUGACAGUUUGUGUUGUCGUUUUCUUUUAUCCCAUAGAUCAUGGUGAGGGCGGUGGUUUGGAUUUAAGUCAUAUUCAAACAAUUCGUUCAGAUACUAGUGGGGCUGAAGCUAGUCAUGAUGACACUGAGAAAGAGACUAAAAAAGAUGAUAGUGUAACGGAGAAGAAAAAGAAGCGUCGAUUCAAAAUGCCUUCAUUUGCUAGGAAAUCCAAGACAAAAGAGGUGAAAGAAAAGAAAUAAAUUUAAUUUCUUCUCAGUACAUAUAUACUACUUCCUCGUAUAUAAGUAGACAUAUUAAUAAAUCCCGUUUUUUUCUCUCAGACGGUCGAAAUAUCUGAAUUAAUCUACUACUACACUACUGCUACUACAGGCGUUAAACCUAUCUUUUGCUUUGAUAUAUCUGUCCACAACAAAUCACCCUGUUCAGCUUUUUGUUAUCCCUUUUUUAUUAUUAUCAUUAUUAUUACUAUUCACCUGCUUAUGAAUGAUUGAUCCGUGUUUUUACAUCGAAUAUGCUUUUCACGUUAUCUGCUUGUGAUAUAUAAAUAGUCAGUCUUUACUUAUUCCAUCAUAAUUUCACCCUCAAGGAAGAUAUAUAAUAUACUCCUCUGUCUUCUUUUGUGCUUGUAAUAUUGAUAUUAGUUGUGAAGUGUUUGCAUCAAAUAUUCUGUGGUGUUGUUGGUUUUUCUUUCCCGAAUUAUAAAUUCGAGACACACUUUGGUGUUGUUGUUUGAGUCAAUUCUUGUUAAUCAUCUCUGUCGAAUAUUGAUUGAUCUGUUUGUUAUUUUUGCUUUUUAUUCUGCCCUUUGUUCUCUUGAAGAAUUUGCAUAAUUUGUUUCUGAAACAAGCACGAUAAUAAAUUCUGAUUGGCACAGUUCUUGUUAUUAUUAUCACCAUCAUCAUAACUGUGUGUGUGUGUGUGUGGGGUGGGUGGAAGGCACACUAAAGCUUCUUUUUCUUGCUGUGAUCUGAUUAAACUGCACAGUUUGAUUGUUUAUUUUAUUUUCGAUUGAAAAGUUCCAUUUAAUUUUCCACACUUCUUGUUGUUGUUGAGCUUUUCAGGCUUGUUUGUUUUUGGUUUAAUCUCAAGAACUUUAAUAAAAUAUGGCAUUUUUUUCAGUUUGAUAGUGUGGAAUAAGAUCCUGUGUUGUUAACCUUUACUGAAUAUAACAUAUGAUUGGUUUGUACUGAAGGUAUACUUUCUGUUGAAAUGUUGGGAC